AUGAAUGAUCCUGAACCCCCAAAUGGUAUGAAGAAACCCAUGUCCAUGAUGAGUUUGUAUCUCGAUCCCAUCAGCAUUGAACCUAAUUAUGAUGUGUCGAAAGAUUGUCCUAAUGCGAUAAAUGUUAUGGAAAAUGUUGAAGCUUCUGAAACUAGCAAUAACCCUAUAUUUGUUACUACCUUGAGUAAAUCUAGUGUGAUCGUUGCUGACAGAGACGAUGUUGAUAAGAAUAUUCAUGUGCUGAUCUCUCAAGGAUUGGGAAUUGACCCCAAGACAAAUUUCAUGCCGGAUGUCUCCACAUCCUUAGCCCAACCGGAUAAUAAUAUUGAGAACCCCAGAGAUAAUCCUGAUAUGCAUGCACCUACUAUGUUUCCUGAGAAAUCGCAAGACAAAGAAAGGUCUGAAGACCUAACUAAUGUGUCGGGUAACAAAGAUAAAAACCUUGUUGCUCAAUCCACUAACAUUGUUAAUAUUGAGGAACUGGACUCUGAUGAUGUUCCUAUUGGGCAAAGACUGGCUCCUGGCAUAGCUAAAAGGUUGAAGAACAAAAAAGGCCAAGUUGUUGGAUCCUCCAGUACUCCCUCCAAAUCAGUCAGGAAGAAAACGAGUAUUGGUCCCAAUAAAAGAUGGAGCAAGGCGGCCACUCUUGUGUCUAAGAAGAAGUCCCUGAAAAGGAAGGAAGUUCCCUUUGAAUCUAAUCAUGACGUCGAACAUAAUAUUCAGGACAUCAUCUCUACUUCCAGAAAGCAAGCCUUUGGGAAGAAGAUACCAACUAAUAUUCCUGAAGUUCCACUUGACAACAUUUCUUUUCACUCUGUUUAA
This is a messenger RNA of Lathyrus oleraceus (garden pea), 822 nucleotides long. RefSeq lists its product as uncharacterized. The transcript has a single exon. Bases 1 to 822 code for a protein of 273 amino acids. The record is from RefSeq and is a predicted model, not a curated record. Lineage: Eukaryota; Viridiplantae; Streptophyta; Magnoliopsida; Fabales; Fabaceae.